AUGUCAACAACAUCAUCAAUACCAAUUGAAUCUCUUCAAUUAAUUUAUACAGUUCAACAUCCAUGUAAUGUUGUUAAUUGUGAUCGUGCUAUUGAAACACUUGGUGGACGACCACGUCUUGUUGAUGUAUUUACACAUUCAACAACAUCACAAUUAACAUGUUCAUUUACACCAUCAAAUAUUUAUGAACGACCACUUCGUGCUGAUCGUCAUAAAUCUACUGGACUUCUUAUUCGUUUACGUCGAAAUAAACAUACGAAAAUUAUUAAAUCUAUACAUGUUAUUGGUAUUCUUGAUACAUCUUAUUCAUUUGAAUCACUUGCUGAUUUUCAAUAUUUACCAAUGAUUAAAAAAAAUAAUCAAUAUGAAUCAUUUUUAAAUCGUCUUGCAUUAAAUCGACAAUGUUUAGAUAAAGAAAAUUUAGAACGAUCAUGUCCAUUAAUGUGUAUUCCAGCUAUAUUUUCACGUUUUUUUGAUCCAACUGAUUAUGCUUUUCGACCAGAACCAAAAGCAAGACCAAAACGAACAGCAACAACAAUUACACGUUCAAAACAAGCUAUUAAUAGUAAUAAAUUAACAAAAAGAAAUGUUCGUUCAUCAUCAGCACAUCAUAUUGGAUUUGAAACUACGACAGUACCAACAGGUCCAAAAUCUUCAAAUGAUCUUUAUACAAAUGUUGAUCAAUCAAUAAUAACACAAUUACGUCGUUUAUUUGAACAACGUCCAGUAUGGACACGAAAUAGUUUAUUAUAUCAUCUUAAAAUAACUGAAGUUAUUUUAAAACGUAUUAUUCAUCAUGUAGCAUAUUUUUUUUGUAAUGGUCCAUGGAAUCGUUGUUGGCUUAAAUAUGGUUAUGAUCCACGUUCGGAUACAAAAUCAAAAAUUUAUCAAAUUGUUGAUUAUCGUGUACGUGCUAUUCUUGAUCCAGAAAAAAAUCUUGUCAAAUCAAGAACAUCAAGAGCUUAUCAUCGAUCAUCAUUAAUUCCUGGACAAAUCUCUACAACAGCAACUUCAAUAUCAGCAUCAAAUACUAAAAAUUAUGCAGAAGAAAUGUACAUGUUUAAAACAACAAGUUUACCAUUAGCACGUUCAAUUCAUUAUCAAUUGAUUGAUAUACAACUUGAUGAAGUACAACAAAUGGUUCAUUCAAAUGACGGUCAAGAAGUUGAAUGUACUGAAGCUGAUGGUUGGUGUGUUACUGAUUAUCAAAAUCGUGCUCGAGAAAUGAUGUCAGCUGCUCAUGAACAACUUUAUCGACAAUAUCAACGUGAACGAGAACAAAAUGUAACAGCAGAUGAUGAUGAUGGAAGUCAACAGUUAGAAGAAGAUGAGGACCAUGAUGAUGAAGAAGGAGAAGAUGAUGAUGAUCAAAAUGAAGAAAGUAAUGAAGAAGAUGAUGAUGAUGAUGACGAUGACGACGAUGAAGAUUUGGAAGAGGACUCUCAUGAUGAAACGUAA
Molecule: messenger RNA, 1458 nt
Organism: Rotaria sordida
Lineage: Eukaryota; Metazoa; Rotifera; Eurotatoria; Philodinida; Philodinidae
Source: the annotation of a GenBank genome assembly